UCAGUUACAGUCACAAUAAAUCGAAUUUAUAUUGUCAAAGUUUCAGAACAGAAAACUUCAUAAUUUAUUUGGAAAAUUUUGGAAAAAGAAGUCAGUUUGUGUCUAAUGAUUGUGUUUGGAGAAACGAAAUAGCAAAAAUUCGGCUAAGAGGAUUCCUAAUUUCUUGUUAACUAGGUAAUUGAUUAUAACAAGUGAAUGCAAUUGAAAUGAGGGCCUGUUCGUGAAUAGAUUACAAUUGUAGCCAAUUUCGAACUAUCUAAAAUGGAAGGUAUAGCCGCCGAAGUCGGACAAAAAUUAAAGUCCGCUAUCAAAGCGAAGCUUAUGGAAUUAGGAGCAUACGUUGAUGAAGAGUUACCUAAUUAUGUGAUGGUGAUGGUUACUAAUCGGAGAAGUAAAGCGGAAAUGGAUCGUGAACUGAAUCUGUUUCUUGGUGGCAAUACACCCACCUUUACUACUUGGUUGCAAUCAGUAUGGACCAAACUCGAGCAAGUCACCGUCGCUAAUCUAGCAGUAGAAAAAAAGAAACCGUUAGAAAAGAAGAAAAAGAUUAAAAAAUCGAUUAAAAGUUCGUCCGAAUCGGACGAUGAUCGAAAACAUAAGAAGAAGAGAAAAUCUUCCGCUUCUACCGAUGUUUCAGCGAAAGAGAGUAAAAAACGGAAAUCCAUCAAAACCGAAAACAUCGAAGCUGAAGUCGAUAACAUCAGUAAAGAAAGUUCAGAAGACGGUGGCAAACGGACACGCGAUGCGAGCAAGACAGAUGCUCCCCGUUCGAAUCCAGCGGCGGAUCUAGAUUCGGAGAACGAUAUGGAUGAUACGAAUACUGAAACUAAAAAAUCGUCCCAAGAACCAUCGAUUCUUGACGAAGAUGAUUUCCUCAAUAUUAAAGAAGAUUUCGAAUCCGGAUUUCUAUCAGACGAGGAAAUCGAAUCAAAAGCAAAACAAAAGCAAUCUACCGACUCGAAGAAACCGUCUAAACCAAUCGACAAAGUCAACGUUUCGAUCUCGAAUAAAAAACAUUCUCCGCCGGAGAAGUCAAUCAAAGAUGAUUCAGAUAAAACGGCAACUGAUAAAUUCAAAAACAAAGAAAACAAAAACGUUGCGAAUACGAUUUCAAAUUCGAAAGAGAGUGAAUCGCACCCUACGAAACCUCCCACUAAAACGAUUUUGAUUAGGAAUCGUAAAGUUGUCCGAUCUCGUUCUAGAUCUAGAUCUUUAACACGUCCGUCAGCUUCGCCGGAAGAAAAUCCCAGUCGUCAUAAAUCUAAAUCCAUUUCGCCUGCUCCCACACCUCCUCGUUCUCCUCCCAUAACUAGUAACAUAAUCAAGAUCAGAGAGAAAUCUCCGGUGCUAGACGCGCGCGAGUUGAUAAACAGAAAACGAGCAUUGUUACACGCUGCCGAACGUUCGUCUAAAGAUGACAAAAUACCGCAGAAACGUGCCUUACUCGCUGCCAAACAUAAUAACGAUGCCAUUCAUUUACAAGACGCUACGGAGAAAGAAAACGAUUCCAGACGAGUUCACCCAGAGAACAUAACUGAUAUGAAAGCAGAAAGACAAGUUGAAAAUAAAUUCGGCAGAGUGAUACUGAAUAAAUUGGAAGGAAAGCGCAGCGUAAUAAGUGAAGAGAGAUUUUCGUCAGUUUCACGAGCGAAAAAUGAUACGAUUGAUCUGCGUAAAAUUAAACGAACCGUUUACGUUAGAAGCGAAGACAGCGAACCCGAAGAACCCGAUGAGAAAUCGAAAAUUCGUAAAUCCGUUGUCAAUCAGAUCGUGAAGUACAUCAAGGAUGAGCCUGUCGCAUCAAGUAAUACUACAGCGGCCGCUGCAAAAGCUACAAAACUAAAUCGUUCAAAAGUAACUGCUACCGCUAGAUCUGUUGGAAGUACAUUGAUUCGUAAAGCCAUGGCUGACGCUCACAGGUCUUUAACUACCAAAGAAGAAGCUGUCAAAAAAAAAGAAGCCCACGAUAGCAAAUACAAAACUUCGACUAACCUUAAGAAAGAAGAAAUGAAGAAUGCUUCCAAAGAGCAUUUGGAGUCUAUGUUAACCGAGGACGAUAGUAACGACGUCGAAGUCAUUUCACCUGAUACGUUGACCCCUAUUGAUCAGGAUGAUGAUGAAAGCGUUUCUCCGAAAGUCGAAGAUGAAAGCGAAGAAUCACGCUUGAAUGAAGUUCCCGUUGAAGUAGAAGAGUACGAUCCUUCUCAAACCAUGCCGACUUUCGUUGUAACGCUAACUGGUUUAGAUCCAAAGCUGUAUCCUGAGGAUAAUAUGGAAUUGAAUGAAAGUUCGGAGGUGGAAAGUGGUCAAAACGAUCAACAAGAAUUUUACUCAGAUUUUGAAGAAAGUAAAGUCAAAGCUAAACUGCCCGAGCAAUGUAAAUACUAUCCGAAUUGCCUCGCCGGAGAUCAAUGCUUGUACCAUCAUCCUACGAUUCCCUGCAAGAUGUUUCCCAAUUGCAAAUUUGGCAACAGUUGCUUGUACAUGCAUCCUAAAUGUAAAUUCGAUGCCGCUUGUACCAGAUACGAUUGUCCUUACCUUCAUACGGCGAUCAGGAUGACGGUUCCAGUUUCUGGCAGGCAUGCAGCACCGCCUUCGACUAUCGGCGCGCAACCUUGCAAAUUUUAUUACAACUGUGUUAACCCAGUAUGCCCGUUUCAGCAUCCUAAAAUUUGUCGAUACGAUAGGCAUUGUAUGAAUAAGAACUGUACUUAUCAGCAUACCUCUUUAAUUCACGUUAAUAAUUCUUUCUCCAAGGAUAAGUUGAGAUGGUCUAAGCCUAAGAAUGAAGGCGAAGAAACGAAAGCGUCGGAAAUGAAUGCCAUAGACACGUAAUUUUAUCGUAUGCUUGGUCAAAUUACCAAUUUUUAUAAUGUAUUAUCACUUGAUAACAUACCUAGGCGUAUGUUAUUCUAUUGUUUAAUUUUGUUUUUUCGUUUUAAUACUACAAUGUUCUUGACCUGGCCGAUGAAAGUAAGCAUUAACGGUAAAUGUCGUUCAAUAGGUAAUGUGUAAUAAAAUGUAUUUAACGUGUAAAA
This is a messenger RNA of Planococcus citri (citrus mealybug), 3038 nucleotides long. It is a transcript of the gene Nab2, whose product is annotated as Nuclear polyadenosine RNA-binding 2. The record is from RefSeq and is a predicted model, not a curated record. Gene Ontology annotation, biological process: regulation of mRNA stability. Lineage: Eukaryota; Metazoa; Arthropoda; Insecta; Hemiptera; Pseudococcidae. Gene Ontology annotation, cellular component: nucleus; cytoplasm. The transcript has 15 exons. Gene Ontology annotation, molecular function: metal ion binding; poly(A) binding. The coding region runs from base 262 to 2835 and encodes 857 amino acids.